GCCAAGCCUCCGACAUGGACCGGUUGGUUUGGUUCUCUCUCCUGCUCAGCUACCUGCCAGUAACGGAGAGCUGCUUAUCACAGCCAAACAAGAUGAUGUGGUGGAAACCCGGACAAUUUGCUGUUCUCAAGUGUAUCGUCAGUCCACCUUGUUCAGCCAGCCUGCAUUAUGAGUGGUUUACCUUUAAGGAAAACUGCCAUCUCCGUCUCAACCUGAAUGGCGAUAAUCACAGGUACAGCCUGGACGGAGCAUCUUUAAACAUCAAGUCACUUCACGUUAAUGACAGCGGGAUCUACCACUGUGCAGUAUCGAGAGAAAACCCAGCACAAGGCGCCCAAUAUGUAGGGUUGGGUACAACUCUUGUGGUUAGGGAACAAAAAAGAACAAUGAUGAAGCCCAUUAUAUGGGUAUCAUUUGCCCUCUUGGCCAUCUACAGCACGACAGUAGUGGCACUUAUGAUAAAGAAGUGUGGCUGCAAUAUGAGCGUCUGCAGAAGUGUGCGCAAAACUGACAAGAAAAACUCAACUAAAACAGCACAGUUUGGUGAUGUGCUUCAAGAAAUGUACAGCAAAGGGAAAUUGGACAAAGGCAAAAAAACUGUGAGCAGAAACCGUCCUCAAGCUGAGGCUGCAAGCACGGAGUUCAAGACCUCAACUGAUGACGUCUAUCAAAAUGUUUAGGUGUCAUAAAAGGAUAUUAAACGACUCAGACCUCCAUCAUCAGGGUCGAGUGGAAAUUCUGAUGCCAUGAACCACCUGACAGAGGACGCCAUUAUGUGACAGAGGAAGGGAGCAAAUCAUCAAAGGCUGCAAGUUAAUCGAGUGCUUGCUCACCUUUUCUCAUGAAGUGAGACAUAACAACCACAACAAACAAUUUUCCAGUUUCAGCAGUGAUGGACAGACAGACUCUCUCUGAAGGCAUUAUAGUUUUAUUUAUGUUCUGUUGAUUGUAAUUAAUGUGGGAGCACCUUCAACCUUUUUUAAAAAAAACAGGGCAGUGUUUACAUGGGAAAAGAAAUAAAGAAAAUCCAGUUCAAUUCAGAAAUCCAGCAGAGUCACAUGAUUUUAAUUCCUCAAGUUAAUUCCUUCUAUAUAUUUGUGAAUCACAAACUUGUCUCAACAUUCUGGUAAUAGUUGUGUACAAACGCAUUAUUAAGCAAGAACACUGUACAUAAAACAUAAAAUCAUUUUAAACAACGUAAUGACAUUAGAGGCACAUUACUGAUCUAUUUACAUAGAAUAGCAGUGGCAGUAGUAUAGAGCAAAAGGUUGUACUUUUGAUGCUGAAGUGGCUUUUGCUCUGAAAAACGAUCAUCAACUGAUAAACUUACAGUAAGGCAAUAAUUCAACUUGAUGUGUUUGUGAAGCAUCUUGCGGUGUCAUAUUCUGUACAAUAACUUUUAUGCAAAUACCAACAGAAACAAUCCAGACAGUUAACGUUAGAAUGUACUUUAUGAAGUCAAAGAGGAUGUUUACAUGUCAAUGUGCAUUUUUACACAUUAAAGCUGUGAUAUGAAAUUUUGGAUUUAUACCAUUCACUCAAACAUCCUUUGGUCAUAGUGCGUGUGAAUUCUUCCCUUUCUGCCUUCUAUCUCCUAUGAUUCAGCCUGAGUGGUGUGAGCCGCGUUUUGACGUAAAACAUUUAAGCUCUCCUCAAGUAUUGGUUAUAAUUUACAGUGACACACAGGUCUGCAUAAGGCCCCACAGAUCGAUCAAAUAAAUGCAUAUCAGACCAUCAAGUUGAAUCACUGUAUUUUGGAGCAUGGCAGGAAUUAAAUCUACAACUGCUAAUUUUGCUCAUGUUUAAAGCAAAAAUGCACUGAAGCAACUAAUCAUAUAUAACCAAAUGUUGGAGGUAGACCUUUAGCUGCUAAAGCUUUUUUUUAAAAAAGAAUUUGUAUUGGCUGUUACCAUUAAUGAAAGAUACUUGUAUUUUUCACAGUAUGAAACACUUAUUGUCAAGACUAUCUUAAUUUACAUUCAGUUUCAAAGUACAGUUCCUCUAUUAAGAACAAAACAGUAUGUUUCACAUACCUUCUGAGGUAUUGGUCCUUUAUUAAAGAGCACAACAAUCAUGCAGGAUGUUCCUGUU
This is a messenger RNA of Anarrhichthys ocellatus (wolf-eel), 2091 nucleotides long. RefSeq lists its product as uncharacterized. The transcript is spliced from 6 exons. The record is from RefSeq and is a predicted model, not a curated record. The coding region runs from base 15 to 680 and encodes 221 amino acids. NCBI's taxonomy places the organism in Eukaryota, Metazoa, Chordata, Actinopteri, Perciformes, Anarhichadidae.